GCCCCGCACGAUGGCGGCCCCGGAGCCGCCGCCGCCGCUGGAGGGCUCGAAGCCGCUGGGCGGGCUCCUCAGCGGCAUCGCCCAGGCCGCCUACUACGGCAACGCGGGCAUCACGGAGGAGCUGCUGCGCGGGCAGCUCUACCCGGAGGCGGCGCCGGAGGAGUUCCGCGCCCUGCGCGCCAAGAUGAGCGGCCUCCUCCAGUCAAUUGCUUCCGCAGACAUGGAUUUGAAUCAGCUGGAGGCUUUUCUCACUGCCCAAACCAAAAAACAAGGUGGCAUCACAUCUGAUCAAGCUGCAGUCAUUGCAAAAUUUUGGAAGAAUCACCGAAUAAAGAUCCAUGAGAGCCUGAUCAAUCAAAGCCGCUGGGAUAAUGUCUUGAAAAACAUGAACUGGCGAGUGGAUCUGAAGUCACAGUCAAGACACAUCAAUCAGAUAAACACUCCUGUUGCAAUAGUUGAAAUGGAAUUGGGGAAGAAUGGGCAGGAAUCGGAGUUUCUCUGUCUGGAGUUUGAUGAGGCCAAGGUGAGCCAGAUGCUGAAGAAACUCUCGGAAAUAGAGGAGAGCAUGACUUUGUUGACUCAGACCACUUAACCAAAUAAAGACAUUGCAACUCAGAAAA
Apus apus (common swift) is the source of this 620-nucleotide messenger RNA. It is a transcript of the gene COMMD1, whose product is annotated as copper metabolism domain containing 1. Gene Ontology annotation, cellular component: endosome. Gene Ontology annotation, biological process: negative regulation of sodium ion transmembrane transport; negative regulation of protein localization to cell surface; positive regulation of protein ubiquitination. The record is from RefSeq and is a predicted model, not a curated record. Lineage: Eukaryota; Metazoa; Chordata; Aves; Apodiformes; Apodidae. The coding region runs from base 11 to 592 and encodes 193 amino acids. The transcript is spliced from 3 exons.